AUGGUUGCAAUUGUAAGUUUGCCACGUGGAUUUUCGGGCCAAAAAACCCGCGAAAAUUCGAAAAAAUUCCAGGAAUUCCAAGUCUCAUCUUCCGGACGUCCGCGUCCGGAAAAGAAUCCGCGCAUCGGCGGAUUUGUCUACCUGUUGGGGUCCGCAGCCAUCAUUGGCGGGUUUUUGUUUGGCUAUGACACGUCGGUGGUGUCGGCGGCCACCCUGUAUAUUCCGGAGGCGCCAGGGUUGAAGCCGAUGGGCACGAUUUGGUUGGAGGUUAUUGUGAGUAUUACGCCCGGUGAGUACUGUAGGGUUUUGGCGCGAAAUUUGGAGCAUUUUGAUAGCGAAUAAGGCUGGUGUAGGUUUCCCUCUGCGUCUCUGACCAUCUAGCUUCUCUGCACUCUUGCGCGAAGCGCCCCGGAAUCUUCCGCGUAAGCGGCCCGAGCGGAGCGAGUGUACCUCCCUCUGCGUCUCUACACAUUCAGUGGUCUCUAGCUGUCUAGCUUCUCUAUGUUCUCUAACACUCUUUAACAUACUCUGCGUCUCUAGUCCUCCCUUCACACUUUCUAGCUGUCUACCUGCCUGACACUCUCUAACUCUCUAGCUUCUCUGCACUCUCCCAAACCCCUAUACUCCCUAGCUGUCUGGCCUUCCUUACAUGUCUGCCUCAAGCUUCCCUCUGCGUCUCUAACCCUCUAGCAAUCUUGCGCAAAGCGCCCCGGAAUCUUCCGCGUAAGCGGCUCGAGCGGAGCGAGUGUAGUUCCCUCUGCGUCUCUAGCUGUCUAGUUUCUCUAUGCUCUCUACCCACCCAGUGAUCUCUAGCCGUCUAGCUUCUCUGCACUCUCUCUCUCAACCCCCAUACUCUCUAUCUUCCAGGCAUGGCAGCCGUCGGUUCCUUGUUCUCCGGCACCGGUUCCGAUCACUACGGUCGUCGCACCAUCAUCAUCGGCUCCACAAUCAUCUUCAUGAUCGGCGCCGUGAUUUGCGCGGCGGCCUGGACAAAAGUGGUGAUGUUGAUUGGGAGGAUCUUCCUGGGUAUUGGCAUAGGUAAGCCUAAGGUCCGAGCGGCCUUGCCGCGAGUCUAAACCGCAAGAUUCCGCGUCAGCGGCACUGUCUUCCGCGUAGCGGCCACGCUUAAGCCUGAGCCUAAGGCCCGAGCGGCUCUGCCGCGAGUGUAGACCGCAAGCUUCCGCGUAGCGGCCAUGCCUAGGCUUAGACCUAAGGCCCGAGCGGCCUUGUAGACCGCAAGCUUCCGCGUAGCGGCCAUGCCUAGGCUUAGACCUAAGGCCCGAGCGGCCUUGUAGACCGCAAGCUUCCGCGUAGCGGCCACGCUUAAGCCUAAGCCUAAGGCCCGAGCGGCCUUGUAGACCGCAAGCUUCCGCGCAAGCGGCACUGUCUUCCGCGUAGCGGCCAUGCCUAAGCCUAAGGCCCUGUUUAAGCCUAAGGGCCUGGUUAAGCCUAAAGCCCUGUCUAAGCCUAAGGUCCUGCCUAGACCUAAGCCUCGAGCGGCCUUGCCGCGAGUGUAGACCGGAAGAUUCCGCGCAAGCGGCACUGUCUUCCGCGUAGCGGCCACGCUUAAGCCUAAGCCUAAGGCCCGAGCGGCCUUGCCGCGAGUGUAAACCGCAAGCUUCCGCGCAAGCGGCACUGUCUUCCGCGUAGCGGCCACGCCUAGGCUUAGACAUAAGGCCCGAGCGGCUUUGCCGCGAGUGUAGACCGCAAGCUUCCGCGCAAGCGGCACUGUCUUCCGCGUAGCGGCCAUGCCUAGGCUUAGACCUAAGGCCCGAGCGGCCUUGCCGCGAGUCUAAACCGCAAGCUUCCGCGCAAGCGGCUCGAGCGAAGCGAGUGUAUAUCCCUCUGCGUCUCUAACCAUCUAGCUUCUCUGAACUUCAGGCUUUGCCUCGAUGGUCGUGCCGGUUUACCUGGGUGAAACCUCGCCAACCCACGUGCGCGGUGUUCUCGUGUCAGCCUUCGCUAUGAUGAUCAGUUUCGGACAAGUUGUGGCCAAUAUCAUGGGCGGAAUCUUCUCCUACAUUUCACCGUAUACCAUCGGAUGGCGAUUGAUGUUUGCAUUUGCCGCGAUUCCGUCGCUGAUCCAAUUUGUCUGCUUCAUUUUCCUACCCGAAACUCCAAGAUGGUUGUAUGAACAUGGACAAAUCUACAAAGCCAGGGAGGUUUUGGAGAAGAUUUAUAGUGGAAAUGAGGAGUGGAUUGAGUUUGAGAUGGCUGAGAUUGAAGCGUAUGCCGAAGAGCGGAAGAAACAACAUGAGGAAGAGCAGAGUAAGGAAAACCUCAUUUUCAGCGAUUUUCAGCACAAAAUUUGAGCCUAGAAACUCUUCAAAGGGUACUGUAGAAAAUUGUGCCACAAAUUCCGAAAAAAUGGAUCAACAGUUCUAGAGGCUAAGAAAUCUUGUUUAAGACUCAAAUUUUGUGCUGAAACUCAUGGAAAACCUCAUUUUCAGUAAUUUUAAGCGUUUCCACGAUUUUCAGCGCAAAAUUUCAGUCUAAAACAAGAUUUUUAGCUUCUAGAACUGUUGAUCCAUUUUUUUGGAAUCUUUCGGCACAAUUUUCUACAGUACCCUUUGAAGAGUUUCUAGGCUCAAAUUUUGAGCUGAAACUCAUGGGAACCUUCAAAUUCACUGAAAAUGAGGUUUUCCAUGAUUUUCAGCGCAAAAUUUAGGCCAAAAAAAUUUUUUUUUUUGCAGAAUCCGGCCCAGUAAUCUGGCGUAUCCUAAAAACCCCGCACGUUCUAAAAGCCUGCUUCAUCGGAAGUAUGUUACAAGCUUUUCAACAACUCGCCGGUAUCAAUACAAUCCUCUACUACACCGCUGACAUCAUCAGAAGUGCCGGAAUCGAAAACUAUCACACGGUGAUUUGGAUCUCUGUGAUUUUAUCGAUCUGCAAUCUGAUCGGACCAUUCAUUCCAAUGACAAUGAUCGAAAAAUUCGGGCGGCGCAAACUUUUCCUUUUUUCCUGUGCUGGCGUUGUGAUUUCUUUGGUGUUGAUUGGUGUCACUUUUUUGUUGGUCGGAAAUGAUUCGGCACCGAAUUUCGAGAUUCAAAAAUAUAGGGAGAGUGGCGAUUUUGAUGAGAUGCAGCUGAGAGCCAUGGAAUGCGCGGCUUUGGCGUGAGUUUCAAAAAAUUCGCUUCAAAAUGACACCAAACAUGCCCGGGGUACUGUAGAAAAAAAAUUUGAAAAAAUAUCCUGCAGGCAGCGGGGAUCGAUCCCCUGACCUUCUGAGCCGGGAAUUUUCCAGAAAUCAUGAUUUCUGGAUGAUUUUGAGCUGAAAAUUGAAAUUUUUAGAAAAUCCUGGGUAUUGCUCAGGAUAUAGGUAUUGCUCAGGUUAUGAGAGCUAUCUUGCGCGAAGCGCCCCGGAAUCUUCCGCGUCAGCGGCUCGAGCGGAGCGAGUGUACAUCCUUCUGCGUCUCUACCCAUCCAGUGAUCUCUAGCCGUCUACCUCCUCUGCGUCUCUAAACACCUAGCUUCUCUACACUCUCUCAACCCCAUGCUCUCUAGCCACCUUAUCUCUCUGCGUCUCUAACUUUUUAAUUUUCUCUAGUUGUCUAGCCUUCUUUACCUGCCUUCUGCAAGCUUCUCUCUGCGUCUCUACACAUCCAGUGUGCUCUAGCUGUCUAGCUCCUCUACGUCUCUAACCCUUUGACUUCUCUGCACUCUCUGCCAACCCCAUGAUCUCUAGCUAUCCUGCGCGAAGCGCCCCGGAAUCAUCCGCGUCAGCGGCUCGAGCGGAGCGAGUGUACAUCCCUCUAGCCGUCUAGCUGUCUAGCUUCCCUGCGUCUCUAACCAGCGGGUGUACAUCCCUCUGCGUCUCUACACAUCCAGUGAUAUCUUGCUGUCUACCUCCUCUGCGUCUCUAACACCCUGUGCUCUCUAACAAACUCUACGUCUCUACCCUCUCUCUCAUCGUCUAUUUGAAUCAGAUCGAAAAAAAAUGAGGUCCUGUCUUAGCCUAAGGCCUUGUCUAAGCCUACGGCCCUGCCUAAGCCUAAGGCCCGAGCGGCCUCGCCGCGAGUGUAGACCGCAAAUUUGCGCGAAGCGCCCCGAGCGUAGCGAGUGUAAAUCCCUCUGCGUCUCUAUCUAGCUAUGUCUAGCCGUCUAACUGUCUCUAGCUGUCUUUUGCUUCUCUGCGUCUCUACCCAUCCAGUGAUCUCUACCCGUCUAGCCCCUCUACGUCUCCAACCCCCUAUCUAUCUUCCAGAAACUGCGACUCAUGCGUCACCUCCGAAGCGUGCGGCUUCUGCGAAGACUCCCUGGCUAAAACCGGCUUCUGUCUCCCCGUCGACCCAACCGAUCCAACCCUCUACAGCUCCACAGGCAUCUGUCAGAGGAAUCUCCUCUCGAUGAACAAUAGCAGCCAGGAUGACGUGUCAGGCAGUGGUGCUAUGACGUGGCAAAAACACCACUGCACCACCAGCUACACCCUUCUGCCAAUUAUUAUGAUGGGUGUGUAUUUGCUGACCUUCUCCUCGGGCUUCACAAGUCUGCCGUGGGUUUUGAAUUCGGAAUUCUAUCCGAUGUGGGCCCGUUCCACGUGUGUUUCGAUCUCGACACUUUCCAAUUGGGUUUUCAAUUUGCUAGUUUCGCUAACUUAUUUAUCACUGACACAUGCCAUCACAAAAUACGGUGCAUUUUGGUUGUAUGCCGUGUUCACCAUCUGCGCAUUUUUGUUCAUUUAUUUUUUGGUGCCUGAGACUACGGGCUAUAGUAUUGAUGAGGUGAGUUGGCCGGGGGCUUUUUUUGGGCUUUUUAGGCUUCUCAGGGCCUUCAAGAGGGCCUGGAAGCCUUCUCAGGCCUUUUCCAGGCUUCUUAGGCUCCUCGAGAGUCUAGAAAGCCUUGUUGGACCUUCUAGAGGGCCCCAAGGCUUUUGGAAAGCUUCCGGGCUUUUUCUAGACCUUCUAGAGCCCUUUCCGGGUUUUUUAGGCUUCUGAGAAGUCUAGAAAGCCUUUCUGAGCUUCUCCGGGCCUUUUUGGGCUUCUCUGAACUUCUCCGGGCUUUUCUGGGCUUCUCCGGGCCUUCAAACAGGCUUCUAGGGCUCUUUCCAGGCUUUUUAGGCUUCUAAGAAGUCUAGAAAGCCUGGAAAAGGUUGCUGGACCUUCAAAGGGGCUACCAGACCAUCUAGAGCCCUUUCCGGGCUUUUUCGGCUUCCUGAGAGUCUAGAAAGCCAUAUUGGACCUUCUAGAGGGCCCCAAGGCUUUUGGAAAGCUUCCGCGGCUUUUUCUAGACGUUCUAGGGCUUUUUCCAGGCCUUCCAGGCUUCUAAGAAGUCUAGAAAGCCUUUCUGGGCUUCUCUGGGCCUUCAAAAGGGCUAAUAGACCUUUUCCCGGGCUCUUUCUGGGCUUAAGAAGUCCAGUAAGCCUUGGAUAGGUUACUGUACCUUCCAGAGGACACCCAGGCUUUCAGAAAGCUUCCGGGCUUCUCCAGACCUUCAAAAAGGCUUCUCUAGGCCAUCUAGGGCUUUUCCGGGCCUUGUUGGGCUCUCUGGGCGUCCCAAGGCCUUCUAGGACUUUGGAGACUAUCUACAAGGCUUUCCGGGCCUUCUGAAGCCCCGGAAAGGCCUGAGAGCCGCGAAAAUCGAAAUUUUUGGGAAAAAAUUCAAAUUUCCCGCCAAAAUCCCAUGCCACGUGGCGAAUUUCCCGCAAUUUUUCCCAAAUUUGAAUUUUUGCAGAUCGAAAUGCUAUUCAUGUCGCAAAAAGAGCGAAACAUGGUGCUGACCACUCGAAAAUCCCUCUCAACUCUCAAAAAAGAUUCAACGUCUACAGUAACCGCUACAGUAUCCAGUUAG
Molecule: messenger RNA, 5787 nt
Organism: Caenorhabditis angaria
Lineage: Eukaryota; Metazoa; Nematoda; Chromadorea; Rhabditida; Rhabditidae
Source: the annotation of a GenBank genome assembly